AAGUUCAAUGUCCUUUUGCUAGUUUGUGUUUUUUACCCCCUCUUAGUACAAUUCAGUUGGGGUUGAAAAUUGAAAUCAUGUCUUUAUAUUCUUGGGCAAUUUUGAGUGUCCGUGUUGAAAAAAGAGACCAUCCCAUCUAGGGAUUUACUCUGUCCUUUUACUCUCUGUAGAUAAGACCAGAUGAAUAUACCUAAAUUCCCUUAAAGAAGCAGUGAGUAAUUAACUUUUGUUCGCAUGUUGAUAAGGGUUUGUUUGGGGAUUAAAGGCGACGUUUGGUAAGGAAUCUGAGAGAUUGCAAUGGCAGGUUUUUGUUCCUGGGGAUCAGCAACGAUCAGAAUUCAGAGAAGAAACAAGCAAGCAAAGCAGAAAAUGGUGUCUGCUUGAAGAAAACCUAGAAGAAAUCAAAAUCCUUAGAAGGGCAAAAGUAGAGGAAAAAAGAAAUAAUAGGAAUCUGGAUUUCAGUGGGAAUCAUCAGCAAUCACUAAGGCCUGCACAGCCAAGAAGAGCACAAGAAUCGCAAGAAGAACAAAACUCGAGCAUAUACAAUCAUUUUCAUUAUCCUCACCAACUUGCCCAAAACCAAAACCCACAUGUAGAAAGCAUAUUUUCGCACCAUACACAACCACAUCAGGAGAAGGAAGAAGAACGAGGAGAACCAGCAAGUUCCAAGUACACAAAACAAAAGAGACAAAUGGGCAUGAAGAGCACAGGAGGAGAGAUAGUUCAGGUCCAAGGAGGCCACAUUGUUCGAUCCACUGGUAGAAAAGAUCGUCACAGCAAGGUUUACACUGCAAAAGGCCCUCGUGACCGCAGGGUUCGACUCUCAGCUCAUACUGCCAUUCAAUUCUACGAUGUUCAAGACCGUCUCGGCUAUGACCGACCCAGCAAGGCCGUGGAUUGGCUCAUCAAGAAAGCCAAAUCCGCCAUUGACAAGCUCGCAGAGCUUCCUCCCUGGCAUCCAGCUGCUAACACUACCACUAAUACUGAAGAAGCCCCUGAAAUAGGAAUAGCAGAGGAAACUGAGUCCUCUGGUUACAACAUUCAGCUCCAGAGGCAGUUUGGUGAGAACCCAGAUAACCAUUCUGCUUUUAUUUCGUCGCAGAUGGGCACUGACGCCAUAGCUUUCUUCCCCACCACCACAGCCACAAUGAGUUCCUCCAUCAAUUUUCAGAACUACACAGCUGAUAUAAUCUCCAGGACUAGCAACCCCAAUGAAGAUCUCGGACUUUCUCUUCAUUCGUUUCAAGACCCAGGUCUGAUUCAUGGCCAAUCAUCACAAGGAGACGCGAAUCCCGCAGGAUUUGUGACUUGGAACAACGACGCUUCUAUGUUGGUGGGGCAAGGUUCGACAUUUUCUCAAAGGGGGACCCUUCAGUCCAGUUUUUCAGCAUGGAAUGACAUUGCAAUAACUGGUUCUUCGUCGGAGCAACAGAAUAAGUCCCAAGCUUCGAUCUUUGGGAGCAGGUUUCUGUCUGAUGGAAUGGGAAUUCCUAGGUUCUGCAUUCCCGCAAGAAUUCAAGGUGAGGAGGACGAUGGAAUUGCUUCUAAUCAUAGGCCAUCUUCUUCUGCUUCUCCUAAUUCGCACCACUGAAACUGCGCAAUGCUGUUUAGUGCUCCAUCUUUGUCCAUCAGAACUGCAAACUUACACAAAAUUUCACCUCCACCAUUGUAAACAGGAGCUCUCAAUUAUUCAUCAGGUUUGCAGCAAAUGAAGAUGAGAAUCAGCAAAAUCCAAUAGAUGCAACAGUUUUCUGGUUGAACUCAACUCUUUGCUUUCUUCUUCUUUUUGUGGGGUCAAAAAAUUAGAUACAGUUUUAUUUUUAUUUAGUAUCAAGCUCUCCAAUAAACAAAUGAUACAUCAAUAAUCUAGAAAAAUAUUAUCUGUUGUCAUAUGUGUAUUGGAGAUCUUAAUGGCAAAUAUCCAUAAAACUAUAUCUUAAGUCUAGUCAGCUUCUCCUUAUCACGUGCAUUUACAUUGAUGUUUUAGUGUCCCAUUGAGUUGGUUACCUUGAAUCAACCCUGCUUGACGCAUGUUGUAUGACACUUCGCUUAAUUAAAAUGUCUUGUUUUGGAUUCCGGAGCUAUUGUGUUAACGGUCUCUGUAACGUCAAUUAGUCAA
This is a messenger RNA of Neltuma alba, 2119 nucleotides long. RefSeq names its product transcription factor TCP4. Lineage: Eukaryota; Viridiplantae; Streptophyta; Magnoliopsida; Fabales; Fabaceae. Gene Ontology annotation, cellular component: nucleus. The record is from RefSeq and is a predicted model, not a curated record. Gene Ontology annotation, molecular function: DNA-binding transcription factor activity; sequence-specific DNA binding. Gene Ontology annotation, biological process: regulation of secondary shoot formation. The transcript has 2 exons. The coding region runs from base 692 to 1591 and encodes 299 amino acids.